UUUCAUAGUCAUUCCUUAAGUAUUCACGGUCAAUCGGAUAGCAAUAAUAAUAAUAAUAAUAGUCCUACUACAAUCAAUAAAGAUUCUAUUACAUCAAAAUCAAAUUGGGCUCGUGGUUUAUUUGAACGCUUGAGAGCUGCUUCAUUGACAACAUCAACGAUUGAUACAAAGCCAUCAUCUCAUUCACCAUAUGCUACUGUUGGUCAUAAUGAUUCUACACAACGAUAUAAAGACUAUUAUCCUCAUCAAAAUGCUGUCCAUUUAACACCUGAUUAUAUUGAUCCAAAACGAUUACCUAAAGUUCAUGGUCCAUUAUCUAAUUGUUUAGAAUUCUCUAAAAAACCAUUACAGAAAUCAAAUUAUAAUAUCUUACAUUCAAAUACUAAACCAAUUCCUGUCUCGUCAACACAUAUUGAUUUUACGAAUACCAUGAAUCUCUCGUCGUCGAAUUCAUCCUCAUCGAAUACACGGCGAAGAAGAAUUCGAUGG
Molecule: messenger RNA, 489 nt
Organism: Trichobilharzia regenti
Lineage: Eukaryota; Metazoa; Platyhelminthes; Trematoda; Strigeidida; Schistosomatidae
Source: the annotation of a GenBank genome assembly